GGCCUCCGCAAGCUCUUAGGCCAUCUCUGAGAGGCUCCAGGUAGGAUAGUGGAGCUAAGGCCCCUUUCAGUGCCUUAGUGGGCAAUAUUUUAUAUCCUGUAUUGUACUGGAGUCUCACUACAACAGGCCCAGGAAGUAGCCAGCAGGGUACACUUUUUUACAGACAAAGAACCCGAAAUUCAAAUGAGUUCCCCAGGAUGUUAGAACUGGAAGGAUUUAAAGAUCACUAAGUCUGUUCCCUUCACUUUUCUAUAUGUGUGGAAACUGAGACUCUUCGAAGUAAUGUGACUUACUGAGCAUAUAGGCCUGUCAGGGCCAGAGCCUGGGCAUCCUCCCUCCUCGGAGUGCCUUGCACAGCCCUGUGCCUCCUUGCUCCUAGGCAAAUCUUGGAUCUCCAACCAGACCCCAGAAUUCUGAUCUCCAAGGGUGUCAGUCACCUGUUCACGCCCCAGGCGCUAACACCCUACCCUAGGGCUCUGACAUCACCUCCUCUUGACCAAUGAGUGAAGUCCCAGUGAUGGGUGAGGGUGUGAAUGUCAGCUACCUCCCCCACCCAAGCCUUGUGGUUGCAAAGAUGCUCUAACAGGAAGCGGGUUUAAGGAGCUGCACAGCUUCCUGCCCCCCCCACCCCAGGGCUGAGUGGGGUGAGAACGGCGAGUGCCAGUCCAGGCCACGAGACAGUUUCUUGCCGGGGUCCUGGGAGCUUCCUCUUCCACAGCAACUUCCGUGCGGCCGGGGCCCCAGCGGCAGGAGCUGCUGCCCGUUGCCCAGGCCACCCUCCACCCCCAGUUCCGAGCCCUGCCCCCUGGGGCCGGGCCAAGCCCAGAGGCUGGCUUGGGAUCCCAUGGGGGACUGGUAGGGCAAAGGUCGUGGGGGCCAGAGGUGGCUGGGCCAGAGCCCUGGGGCUCCGGCCAUGAAGUCUCGGCAGAAAGGAAAGAAGAAGGGCAGCUCGAAGGAACGGGUGUUCGGGUGUGACUUGCAGGAACACCUGCAGCACUCAGGCCAGGAGGUGCCCCAGGUGCUAAGGAGCUGUGCCGAGUUUGUGGAGGAGUAUGGAGUGGUGGACGGGAUCUACCGCCUCUCAGGGGUCUCUUCCAACAUCCAGAAGCUCCGGCAGGAGUUUGAGGCUGAACGGAAGCCAGACCUGCGGCGAGAUGUUUACCUUCAGGACAUUCACUGCGUCUCCUCCUUGUGCAAGGCCUAUUUCAGAGAACUGCCUGACCCCCUGCUCACUUACCGGCUCUAUGACAAAUUUGCUGAGGCUGUGGCAGUGCAAUUGGAACCUGAGCGCUUGGUCAAGAUCCUAGAGGUGCUUCGAGAACUCCCUGUCCCAAACUACAGGACGCUGGAGUUCCUCAUGCGGCACUUGGUGCACAUGGCCUCAUUCAGUGCCCAGACCAACAUGCAUGCCCGCAACCUGGCCAUCGUGUGGGCCCCUAACCUGCUGAGGUCUAAGGACAUAGAGGCCUCAGGCUUCAAUGGGACAGCCGCCUUCAUGGAGGUGCGCGUGCAGUCCAUCGUCGUCGAGUUCAUCCUCACACAUGUGGACCAGCUCUUUGGGGGUGCUGCUCUCUCUGGUGGUGAAGUGGAGAGUGGAUGUCGAUCACUUCCUGGAACCCGGGUGUUGGGCAGCCCCGAGGACCUUAUGCCCAGGUCUCUGCCCUACCACCUGCCUAGCAUCCUACAGGCUGGCGAUGGACCCCCACAGAUUCGGCCCUAUCACACUAUCAUAGAGAUUGCAGAGCACAAGAGGAAGGGGUCUCUGAAGGUCAGGAAGUGGAGAUCUAUCUUCAAUCUGGGUCGCUCUGGCCAUGAGACCAAGCGUAAACUCCCACGGGGGACUGAGGAUAGGGAGGACAAAUCUGAUAAGGGGACUCUGCGGCCAGCCAAGAGCAUGGACUCACUGAGUGCUGUGGCCGGGGUCAGUGAUGAACCAGAGGGGCUGGUGGGACCCAGCAGCCCUCGGCCAAGCCCACUGCUGCCGGAGAACUUGGAGAAUGAUUCUGUGGAAGGAGUAGAGGGUGAACAGGAGCCUGAGGCAGAGGCACGGGGUGGCACCAGCUCUGAGCCAGGCACACCACGAGCUGGGCGGUCAGCAGUCCGUGCUGGGGGCAGCAGCCAUGCAGAGCGUCGUGCUGGCGUCCACAUCUCAGAGCCGUAUGCUGUCAACCUCCCAUCACACAUCAAAUGUAUUCUCAAAAUACCCCCAAACAUCUCUCACAUCUCCUUGGCUGGCUUCACCCGCAGCCUUGAGUAUCCUGCCCUACAGCCCCGGCCAAGCCCUGCCUCUGGCCCUGGUCCCCCAGAUGAGAAGUCGGAGGAAAGUCCAGCCCCAGGUCCCCUGGCUGACUCAGGCCCAGUGGACAUGGCCCCUGCCCUGGAGGACUGCCUGUCCCAGGAGGUGCAGGAUUCCUUCUCCUUCCUAGAGGACUCAAGCGGCUCAGAGCCCGAGUGGGUGGGGGUGGAGGAUGGGGAGGUGGCCAAGGCAGGACCAGCAGGAGCAGCUUUCUCCCCUGGGGAGGACGACCCUGGGAUGGGCUACCUGGAGGAGCUCCUGGGAGUUGGGCCUCAGGUGGAGGAGUUCUCUGUGGAGCCACCCCUGGAUGACCUGUCUCUGGAUGAGGCGCAGUUUGUCCUGGCUCCCAGCUGCUGUUCUCUGGACUCCCCUGGCCCCAAGCCUGAAGCAGAUGAGGAAAGUGGCGAGGAAGUCUUCCUGAGUGCCUAUGAUGACCUAAGUCCCCUUCUGGGGCCCAAACCCCCACCCUGGGAGGGUCCAGGCAACCUAGAGGAAAAGGCAGCAGAAUGCAGAAGACAGGAGGCUCCAGGAGAGUCUGAGGGAGAGCCGGCAUUCUGGGAAGUUGGGGAGGACAAGGAGGCUGAGCCUGGAAGCAGAUGCGACCUCAGAGAGGAGGUUGAGGGGAGUCCAGAGAGCAAAGUGGAGGGUGGAGAGGCCAGUGAGGAAGGAGGGGAGGCUGAGGGAAGCCAAAAGGUGGUUGUUGGUUUGAGAGAAGGAAGCGGGGAAGAGACAGAGGAGACAGAGGUCAAGGGAGAGGAGUCCAAAGGUCAACAGGAGGACGAGAGUUUGGAGGAAGCUACAGGUGUGGAGGAAACAAGAGGAACGCAGGGUAAAGACAAGGAAAAGGAAAGAAAGACUGAGAGAGAGGAAGAGGAUGAAGAAGGAGAUGAAACCCAGGUAGAAGCUGGAAGGGACCCAGAGCAUGGGGCCCAGGAAAAUCAAACUGUUGAGGAGGGCUGGGAAGUUGUACACAAACAAGAGGCUGAAGGAGGCAGAGAAGAUGAGGUAAAAGGACAGAGGGGGAUUGAAGACCAAGAAGAAAGAGAAGACCAAGGAGAUGGUGAAGAUAGCAGAAUCCCAGAAGCAGCAGCUGAAGGAGGAGCAGGGGAGGUCAGCAAGGAACAGGAAAGUGGAGAUGGAGAAGCUGAGGGAGACCAGAGGGCUGGAGGUGACAAUUUAGAAGAGGAUUCCCUCCCUGAAGGGUCACAUGUAGAGUCCCUGGAGGUUGACAGUGCCAAAGAGGGCAAUGCCCAGUCCUCUGCGACAGAACAGGCAGCUCCACAGCCACCCCGGCCAGAGGAGAUGGAGCCUGAGGGGCAGCCCAGUCCCCUUGGCUCAGCUGCUGGUGUAGGCAUGCGACUGGCUUCCACCUUGGUUCAGGUCCAACAGGUACGCUCUGUGCCUGUGGUGCCCCCCAAACCACAGUUUGCCAAGAUGCCCAGUGCAAUGUGUGGCAAGAUCCAUGUGGCACCAGCAAACCCAUGCCCGAAGCCUGGUCGGCUUGAUGGGACUCCUGGGGAAAGGGCCUGGGGAACAGGGUCCCGAGCCUCCCGCUCUGCUUGGAGGAAUGGGGGUAGUCUUUCUUUUGAUGCUGCUGUGGCCCUGGCCCGGGACCGCCAGAGGACUCAAGUUCAGGGAGUUCGGCGGACCCAGACCUGCACUGGGGGAGGAGACUACAGCCUUAUCCCCCAAACCUCCCCCUAUAGCAUGAUCCCUGCCCAUUGUCCUCGGCCUCUCAGCUGCCUGGAGCUACCAGAUGAAAGCACAGAAGGGUCUGGACCCCGGAGUCGGCUUAGUCUACCCCCCAGAGAACCCCAGCCCCCUGACCCCCUUGUGCCUCCCCAGCGCCGUUCAUAUGCAUUUGAAACACAGGCUAACCCUGGUAAAGGUGAGGGACUGUGAUUAGGACCUGAGCUCUGGGCAAAAGGGACACUAGUUGUCUUGAAUCUCUGGGGUCUUGGACUAGCUGUCUCUUCUGCAGCCUGAGCAGCUAUAGUGCCCAACUCUAUAGGUUUUGGCCCUCCAGCUUCUCUUUUUGACUGUGGAAGGCACUGUCUCUGUUGGUUUACCUGAGCUUGUCUCAGACACAAAGCACUUAACCCUUAGGAGAUUCCAAAGAAAGUCUCCAAGAUCCUGUUCCCACAGAAUGGGGUCAUUGGACAAAUGGAACAAAGAAUAGGUGGAAAAUAAGUUUUCUCAAACUGAAGAAUGAAGAGGAACUCCAGCCAAGUUCCUGCCCUCCUCUGAGGCAAUGAACUCUUCAUCGUGGAAGUCCAGGGUAGAGGUGGGGGACAGGGCCAGUUCAGAGCCUAUUACACACAAACACUUGUAGAGUUACCCAUCCUUGCUCUACUCUUGAGCCCUUGGACACCUCUUGAUCCUCUUAACUCGAUUAGGAGGAACAUGUCCAAGAAGCUCUUUCAAGGCCUCAGUACUUGCUAGAGGGGCUGGCUCCCUUCCCAGCUACCCCACCCUCUGCUUCCCUGUAUCUUAAAGAAAAAGGUCUUGUAUAGAUCUCUUUGGCCUCUCCUUUCUCCUAUGGAAUAACUUCCUGUUUCAGGGAAGGGGACUGGCAAUAUUCAAGCCCUGGGACUGCUUCUCUGGACAGCCUGGGGCCACAGGUCCCAGGGGGUGAUGUCUCAGAAUAAAAAUUGUAUUUUUACACAUAAA
Vicugna pacos (alpaca) is the source of this 4966-nucleotide messenger RNA. RefSeq names its product Rho GTPase activating protein 30 (gene ARHGAP30). Gene Ontology annotation, molecular function: GTPase activator activity. Gene Ontology annotation, biological process: small GTPase-mediated signal transduction. Lineage: Eukaryota; Metazoa; Chordata; Mammalia; Artiodactyla; Camelidae. The record is from RefSeq and is a predicted model, not a curated record.